UCGUUUGUAGAAGUCAUGUUUUCCAAAGCCACUGCCAACUUCGUCCAUCAGAUUGACCCUGAAGGAAGCCUCAUCCAUGUGUCGCGAGUAAACGACUCAAAAAAACUGGUUCCUAUUGGACUAGUUGUCAAACGCAACCGCAUCUGGUUCUGGCAGAGCCCCAAGUACCAACCCACUGUUUUCACCCUCAGUGACUUGUUGCAAGGCGACCAGGUGCUAAGUCCUGGAGUGUCCGAGACAGACUUUCUGACCUACAAGGGGACGUUUAGAGACGCAGUCUCCGGGAAGCUGGACCCCGAGGUUGGCCCCGUCGGUGGAACACUGGAGGGCCACGGCUCCUCCGAGCUCCAAUCAUGUUUUGGCAGGAUGUUGAAAGAGGAACUUGAUGUGAAAAAGCUGUUACGGGACUCCAGCAGCAGGCUGGUGGACAUGCAGAAUAAGCUGGUGAAGCAGAUGGAGAAGCGAGAGGAGGUGCUGGCAGUGGUGAAGGAGAGGAUCCUCACCACCACCCCCUGCUCCAUCACCCAGAAGAAAAGGGAGCAGUGCAUCUUCCAGGGGCUGGUGGGCCUGCUAGGGAGCCCUGCUAAGUUGUGUGUGAAGAACAGCAGCAACAUUGAGGCGGACAGCGACGUCUCCUUGGAGAUCCCGUCUGGAACAGUUAUUGCGUACAGCGUCCUGGAACUGGACAUUAAAAAGGAUGGACACUAUGAUAUAUGCCUACGGCCUGGAACAAUAGGAGGUAUUGAAGCAGACUCGCCUGAGUCCUGGCCAUCCCAGGAUUCUUUGGAUUGGGUGGACGGCAUGUUUCCAGAGAAAGUAGCUUUGAUUGAAAUGCAAAAUGGAUCACAUGAGAUGGAUCUUUCUCCUCUGGCAGAGCUCCCCCAGUCCACUCGAUACGCUUUGUUCAAGAGACUCCAAGAGACUCUGAGGGACAGAACUGCCCUGUCACAUGUUGAGUGUUCGCUGGAUGAGUUGUGCAGUGGUGAAACACUGGAUAUGGCCAAGCAUAAUGAUCUGUCAGAGAGUCAGAGAAAAUUAUUGUCAGCCAUACUGGAGCUGCUUGGCACAGACACUGCUGCUAACGUCCCUUUAUACCUUAAUGCAGCUCACCUGUUGGUCAGUGCCAUGGAAGAGUUGUCUGAUGAAACUCUGAGCCUCUUGAGUGAGAGCAGCUCUCGUUUUCUGGAGGCCUUCAACACAUUGGUUAGUUCAAUU
Messenger RNA from Notothenia coriiceps (black rockcod), 1215 nucleotides. Its product is annotated as non-syndromic hearing impairment protein 5-like. Lineage: Eukaryota; Metazoa; Chordata; Actinopteri; Perciformes; Nototheniidae. The annotation marks the transcript as partial. Gene Ontology annotation, biological process: programmed cell death. Gene Ontology annotation, cellular component: cytoplasm. The record is from RefSeq and is a predicted model, not a curated record. The transcript is spliced from 8 exons.